Salvia splendens (bonfire salvia) is the source of this 3641-nucleotide messenger RNA. RefSeq lists its product as uncharacterized. Gene Ontology annotation, molecular function: RNA binding. NCBI's taxonomy places the organism in Eukaryota, Viridiplantae, Streptophyta, Magnoliopsida, Lamiales, Lamiaceae. The coding region runs from base 247 to 3282 and encodes 1011 amino acids. The record is from RefSeq and is a predicted model, not a curated record. The transcript is spliced from 10 exons.
CACUGAAUCACUGGCGCUGUGCAAAUGCAACCCUAAAAAUAUAUCGUAUUCCUAUUGUCUUCAUUCUUCCCCAACAAAGAAUUAGCCACCCCCUUCUGCGCACCGCCCUUCUGCCGACGCGACUUCCAUCUUCUUUCCGUAACCACCUCAUUUGCAAUCUUCUUCCGCCGCGAAAGGGGGGCUAUUGCACCACACAACCACCACCUUCUUGGAGUACUAAAUUGAGUGUGGAAGUGUACAAUCACGAUGGCUGGAUCUGAUUCACAAAAAGAGAUACACGGAAAUACUAAUGAAAUGUCACUGGAGGAUAUCUUGGAUGGCACUUCAGCGAGAACAAGACCAAUGAGUUAUGAUGAGAUAAUGCGUAGAAGAAAAAACAAGGGAGAUACAGCUCAACAACUUUCCAGCAGCUCUGGUGCAGUUGAUAGUGAAUUAGCUCAAGAGAACAUGGAGAGGGCAUCUGAUAUUCCAGAAUGUCUUCCGCGAAUAAGUGAUGAUUCGAAACCACUGGUUGAAAGCAGAAACAUUGAUCAUGUGAAGGUAAGGUCUAGGAAAAAAUCGGAUGUUAACGCGUCUAGAAAGAAUGAGAAUUCGGUCCAGGAUAAUGCAGACCGAUCUCGAUAUCCUGAUGCUAAGUCAAAGGACAGAGGAGACAGGAUUCCGAGGCGCGAUAGAGUAUCAGAUGAAAUAAUUGAGGCAAGAAAUCGGGGCAGCAGAAAAACAGAAGACCUAUCAAGAGUUUGUUCUGAUAAUGGACUUGACAAGAGGAAGGAUAGUGAAUCAUAUAAACAGGAUAGAGUUUCUGAAAGAAGCAGAGUCAAAUCUGAAAUAGUAAAAGCACAACCACAUAAAGAUGAGAGACAGAUUCACAGAAAGAGGAAAACAGAUGAGCAGAUAGGCAGUGAUUCUGAUCAUGAGCAUAAGAAAAGAGAUGUGAGAGAUGAUAGGAAAACAGAUACCUUAAAUGCCAGAGGCAGAGAGAAAUCUGUAAAGGAAAAGAAACACAAACAUCACCAUCAAGAAGAUAAGUCUAGAGGCAGGGAUAGUGUUAAAAAGAAUGAUUCUGUAAGAAAAGGGACAGAACCAACACGGACAUAUCUUGAAGGAUCCAGGUCAAAAAGAAGACGGUCACAGAGCAAGGAUCGCGAAAAAAAUGUAGGUAAAAGAUCUCUUUCACAGUCACCAAAGGCUUACAAGCACACAUCGAAAGAUAAAAGUGCAGAACCAUCAUCUCAUUCUACAAAAGACAAAUCGGGAAGAGAACACUCUAAUGUUGAUAACAAGAGGAUGUCCAGUACUGGAUCUACAAGUUACUACAGGCGUAAUACUAAUAAUUCGAGUGGUCUUGGAGGCUAUUCACCUAGAAAGAGAAAAACAGAGGCUGCUGCUAAAACUCCUUCCCCAACUCGUCGUUCUCCAGAGAAAAGAGCUGCUGGAUGGGAUUUGCAACCUGUUGAAAAAGAGAGUGUGAUAGCUACAUCCACUCUUUUCAAUUUGAAUGCUACAAGCCAAAAAUUAUCACUGUAUAAUAUGGAGUACCCUGUGGCUCCUCCUGUAGUGAAGCCUAUUGGAGUUUCUCUCCAUUCCAUAUCUUCACAGCUGCAUGCUGUGGAGUCAAUUCAGCUAACUCAAGCGACAAGACCUAAGAGGAGGCUUUACCUAGAAAACUUGCCUGUUUCAGCAUCUGAGAAAGAUUUAAUAGAGUGCAUUAACAAGCGUUUGUUGUCAUCUGGUGUUAACUAUGUCCAAGGGACCCAACCUUGUAUCAGCUGUAUAAUACAUAAGGAAAAGAGUCAAGCUCUUUUAGAGUUUCUGACCCCUGAGGAUGCUUCUGCUGCUCUUUCUUUAGAUGGAAUGUCCUUUUCCGGUUCGGAUCUUAAACUCAGACGCCCCAAGGACUAUGCUAAUGUAACUACUGGUCCUUCUGACAAAUCUGUGGGUGUUGUUGAUUCAAUCAGUGACAUUGUAGAAGAUUCACCCCACAAGAUCUUUAUCGGUGGCAUAUCAAAAUUUCUUUCUUCUAGAAUGCUUUUGGAUAUCGCCAGAGCCUUUGGACUCGUAAAAGCAUUCCACUUUGAGUUAAUCGCUGAUACAAAUGAACCAUGUGCAUUUCUUGAGUAUGUUGAUCAUUUAGUGACUUCAAAGGCAUGUGCUGGUCUUAAUGGCAUGGCAUUGGGCGGACAAGUCCUAACUGCAGUACUUGCUACUCCAGAACCUGAUAUGGAAAAUGCUGGAAAAUUGCCUACUUAUGAGAUCCCUGAACAUGCAAAGCCCCUUAUCAAGAAGCCUACUACUGUUUUAAAGCUGAAGAAUGUGUUCAACCCUGAUGACCUCAUUUCAUUGUCCGAAUUGGAACUAGAAGAAAUAUUGGAAGAUAUAAGGCUGGAGUGUUCCAGGUUUGGUAUGGUGAGAUCUAUUAAUGUUGCCAAGAAAACAAAUGCUGCUGGCACCAUGGAAUUGAAUGAGAUAAGUAACGCGAGUGCUUGUACUGAUGCAUAUGACUUUCACUUUGCAAAUAGGAGCCAUAGAGUCGAACAACCCAGUGAGAGUACAUCUGGGGUUAGAGAGUUCGAGAAAUCAGAAACUCUGGAGGCCCCAACUGAACUGGAGAAUAAUAUUCGAAUUUUGGAAGAGAAAAGUGGUUGUGAUAAUAUUACUGGCUCAUCUGAUGUGUCAAGUGGAUCACUUGAGCCCGAUAAUAUAACUAGGUCCCCGGUGGCUGAUGAAAGCUUGUCUAAUGAGAUAACUGCCGGCAAUAUUGCAAGAUAUGAAGUAUGUGAACUACCAUUCAAUGGUGAAGAUGCUUCUUUCAAAGAAUCUGCAAGCCAAUCAAACCCAGAAGAUUUUACUGGAGAAUCUGGGAAUCAACAACAUACUUCAGAUACUGAGCAGAUGACCAAAUGUAAUAAUUCCAGUUCUACUUCUGUAAUGAACUAUGAACUUGAGAACAAACCAUCUACCAAAAACUUGAUAGAAGACCAUAAUGCAAAACCACAGAGAUCUGAGCAAGCGUUGGAUAUUGAAGAGAGAAAUGAAGUAGUAAAUGUUGAGUUGGAUAGCAUUGACAGAAAACAAUUGGAUGCUCCAGGGGAAGGUGAUAGAAAAAAUGUUUUUGUGGAUCUUGAGCAUAUCUUUGAGCCUGGCUCGGUUAUUCUAGAAUAUAGAAGAUUGGAAGCUGCUUGUGUGGCCGCACAUUCUCUACACGGACGUACAUUUGAUGGGCGUGUUGUGACUGUGGAAUACGUUGGUCAUGACUUGUAUCAGAUGAGGUUCCGCAGGUAACAUAGGCUGAUGCCGUAGAAUGAUACGGGCAUGGCUAGCUGAGGGUGCAGAACUGAGGUGAGAAGCCAGCUUUUGCUCUGAUAAUAUUUUGUUAUUCUAGUUUUCGUCCCAUUUGGGUUCUCUGGCAACCCGCAUGCGGUGCUCUCACCAUCAGGCGCCAUCUUUUGCCAUUUCCAUGACUAAGUAGAAUGGUUGGCACUUGAAAGUGUGACAUCGUUGAUUAGAUUUGUCAUGUAUAACACUCAUUUUUUAUUUUCUUUUCAUUACUUGUGUUUUUCUGCCAGAAAUUGGGUGCAAUAUCGUUGUAUUGUAAUCUUGUGCUGGUUCAUUUAUAACUAAAGAUCGAAACUUCUCUAAAA